This is a messenger RNA of Vigna angularis (adzuki bean), 2650 nucleotides long. RefSeq names its product GTP-binding protein BRASSINAZOLE INSENSITIVE PALE GREEN 2, chloroplastic. NCBI's taxonomy places the organism in Eukaryota, Viridiplantae, Streptophyta, Magnoliopsida, Fabales, Fabaceae. The record is from RefSeq and is a predicted model, not a curated record. Gene Ontology annotation, cellular component: mitochondrion. Gene Ontology annotation, molecular function: GTP binding. The transcript has 5 exons. Bases 352 to 2148 code for a protein of 598 amino acids.
CGUUGUUGUCACUUUUUCCACUCAUAGUGUGCUGCUUCGUUCGAACGUCGCUUCAUUCCACCACUGUUCUGAACCACUGCCUUCGUCGUCUCCCUUGUCAUCUCUCACACUAAGUCUCGGUUCUCAGGCUUUCCUUCGAUAAUUCAAACUUUUAGGAUUCUAGUUGGGACUGGAAGGGCAUGCUUUGAGGCAUUGAGGCCCUUGGCUUAUAGUGUUUUGGCAGAGAUUGUACAUCAUGUCCGGCAAGAUCUUUCCUUAUCACAGAUUGCAGCUGAAUACUGAAGUAUUAUAAAGGGUGGAUGAGACAUUUGAAUUCGCAUGCGAGAUUAUUUGGAGAAAUAACAUUUAGAAAUGAUUGUAAUAGCGCAAAAACUCUCCCCUUCAAAACUUAAACCACUCUUUUAUAUGUCAUUCCUUUGUGAAUGCAGAAACCAUUUCCACUCAAAUGUCUUUCCAACCUUAAUAGCAUACUCAAAACCCCAUAUUCAAAACUCCACAAAAUUUUCACCUCAGCCGUGGGCUAAUCUGUUUAGGUUUUGCUCUUCACAACAUUCAAAUUUAGCUACAAAACAGAAUUUUUCCCUCUGUCGUGAUGGUAAUUAUGAUGAAGUCAAUUCCCAAUCUCUUCGUGUUUGCCUUGGCUGUGGGAUUCAUAUGCAAGAUUCAAACCCAAAACAUCCCGGUUAUUUUAUCAAACCAUCCGAGAAAGCAAGUUAUAGACUUUAUAACAAUCUGGAACCCAUUGCACAAGAGCCUGAGUUCUCCAACUCUGUUAAAAGGGGGUUUGUUAUUGAACCAGAAAAGCUUAAUGUUGAUGAUCUAGGCUUGAUUAAGAAACCAGAGAAGCCUGUGGUAUGUGCACGCUGUCAUUCGUUAAGACACUAUGGGAAAGUGAAGGAUCCUACUGUGGAAAACUUGCUACCUGAUUUUGACUUUGAUCACACUAUGGGUAGAAAGUUGGCAUCAACAAGUGGGACCCGGUCUGUGGUGCUGAUGGUUGUGGAUGUAGUGGAUUUUGAGGGGUCGUUUCCAAGGAAGGUUGCGAAGUUGGUUUCUAAGACAAUUGAGGACUAUUCUGCUGAAUGGAAGCAGGGUAAGUCAGGAAAUGUGCCUAGAGUUGUGCUUGUGGUGACAAAGAUAGACUUGUUGCCUAGCUCAUUGUCACCAACAAGGUUGGAGCAUUGGAUUAGGCAGAGAGCAAGAGAUGGUGGGAUUAAUAAGAUCACUAGUUUGCACAUGGUUAGUGCACUGAAGGAUUGGGGACUGAAGAAUCUUGUGGAUAAUGUUGUUGAUCUGGCUGGACCUAGGGGUAAUGUGUGGGCUGUUGGGUCACAAAAUGCAGGGAAGAGUACUUUGAUAAACGCUAUAGGGAAGUAUGUUGGAGGGAAGAUUACACAUCUGACCGAAGCACCUGUGCCAGGGACUACACUAGGCAUUGUUAGAGUGGAGGGUGUUCUUCCAAGUAAAGCAAAACUGUUUGAUACACCUGGCCUUCUUCAUCCAUACCAGAUUACAACGAGGUUGACGAGGGAUGAGCAAAAGCUUGUUCAUAUAGGAAAGGAAUUGAAACCAAGGACAUACAGAAUUAAGGCUGGCCAUUCUGUUCACAUAGCGGGUCUGAUGAGAUUGGAUAUAGAAGACACGUCCGUGGAUUCUGUUUAUGUCACAGUGUGGGCUUCUCCUUAUCUUCCACUGCAUAUGGGUAAAAUAGAAAAUGCACGGAAAUUGUUCCAAGAUCAUUUUGGCCACCAGUUACAGCCACCAAUUGGAGAAAAGCGAGUACAAGAACUGGGGAGUUGGGUGAGAACAGAGUUCCAUGUUAGUGGGAACAGUUGGGAGUCAAGUUCAGUAGACAUUGCUGCUUCUGGCCUCGGGUGGUUUGCCAUUGGACUUAAAGGAGAUGCAGUGUUAGGUGUUUGGACUUAUGAAGGAGUUGAUGUUGUUCUUCGUAAUUCUUUAAUACCCUAUAGAUCACAUACCUUUGAAGUUGCAGGAUUUACAGUAUCCAAGAUUGUCUCCCAGUCCGACCAAACUUUAAAUAAGUCAAAAGAACGAAAUGACAAAAAGCCAAAGGGAAUAAACAAUUCAAAAGUGUCAAACCAGUUCAUUGAAUCACCUCUUUUGACUUUUGAUGGAGUCAUGCAAUAGUGGUUGUCACUUUGACCUCUGAUGGAGUCAUGUAAUAGUGGUGUCACUUUGACCUCUGAUGGAGUCAUCAUUUUGAUUUCUGAUGGAGACAUGAAAUAAUGGUGUCACUUUGGGAGAGCCAAAGGAUAAUUGAAUAUCAUGCCAUAUAAUUUUAUAUACAGUACACCAGAUGAAUCAAGAGUCAAAACAUGUAAUGCCAAGCUCAUCAGUAUCUAAAGUUCAAGCAAAUGGAGGGCAGAAGCCAAGAGUUGAUGCUUAAUGAUGUGGAACAAGAAUAAAAUGUGGCACAAGAUAGUUUACCAUGACUUAUCAUUUUAUUUUAAUUUAAUAUUUUAUAUUUCUUUUUGCGUUCCAGAUUGGAAUUGUCUCAAUGUUUUGAUCCUUCCAAGUUAGUUACACUAAUUGAGAAUUCAAGCAGGUCUUGUCUGAGAAUUCAAAUUUUAUUUUUAUUUUUUGAAUUGGAUUCUAAAUAUCGAUCUCAUUGAACUCGUAGGUUACUGUA